Sorex araneus (European shrew) is the source of this 1074-nucleotide messenger RNA. Its product is annotated as olfactory receptor 18-like. Bases 1 to 1074 code for a protein of 357 amino acids. NCBI's taxonomy places the organism in Eukaryota, Metazoa, Chordata, Mammalia, Eulipotyphla, Soricidae. The transcript has 3 exons. Gene Ontology annotation, biological process: G protein-coupled receptor signaling pathway. Gene Ontology annotation, cellular component: membrane. Gene Ontology annotation, molecular function: G protein-coupled receptor activity; olfactory receptor activity. The record is from RefSeq and is a predicted model, not a curated record.
AUGGCGUUCAUGAGCAUACAUGGUGCCAAAGGCAGUUUGCGGGUGCUGGGCUCACUUGCCCCACUCCAAGGUGCCCCAGAUGAAAUCAGGUUUGGUGCGGAGUUUGGAACAUCUCUUUAUUUUCAUUACAGGUGUCUCUGCGCUGUGGACCCCCACAAUGUCACAGGGGCCAUGGAGUUCCUCCUCCUGGGGCUCUCAGAUGACCCCCGAGUCCAGCCCAUCCUUUUCGGCAUCUUCCUGUUUAUGUACCUGGUCACCGUCAGUGGGAACCUGCUCAUUCUGCUGGCCAUCAGCUCCGACUCUCGCCUGCACAGCCCCAUGUAUUUCUUUCUGUCUGUUUUGUCCACAGCUGACAUCGGCUUUAGUUCCACCACAGUCCCAAAGGUGAUUUGGGACAUUCACACACAGAGCAGAAAUAUCUCUCAUGCCGGCUGCCUGUUACAACUGUCCCAUUAUGUCCUUUUUGGGUGUUUGGACAGUGUCAUUCUAGGGGUGAUGGCCUAUGAUCGCUUUGUGGCCAUCUGCCAUCCCCUGCACUACCCCGUCAUCAUGAAUCCCCGUCUCUGUGGCCGGCUGCUUCUGGGGUCCAUCUGCAUCAGCCUGCUGGACUCCCAGAUGUAUUCCUUGAUGAUGUCACAGCUCAUCUUUUGUAGCCAGGUGGAAAUCCCUCACUUCUUCUGUGACCCCCCUCAACUGCUCAGACUGGCCUGUGGGGACAUCUUCACUGAUAACCUCAUCAUAUAUUUUACUUUUGCUAUAGUGGGUGGUAUUCCAGUCUCGGGGAUUUUAUAUUCUUACACAAAAAUUAUCUCCUCUGUUUUGAGAAUCUCAUCCAAAGGUGGGCGGUCCAAAGCCUUCUCCACCUGUGGCUCUCACUUGUCCGUGGUUUGCUUGUUUUAUGGGACAGCCAUGGGGGUGUUCCUCAGCUCAGCUGUCUCCCAAUCCCCCCGAAAGGGGGCAGUUGCCUCAGUGAUGUACACUAUGGUUGUUCCCAUGCUCAACCCCUUCAUCUAUAGUCUGAGAAACCAGGACAUCAAGAGGGUCUUCCAGAAAUUUCUCAGUAGGACAGCUUAG